GCCGGGGGUUUGAAUAGUGGCCCCGGCCGGGGAGGGUUCUGCCAAAGUGCCACGUUGGGCCCGGCUGCGGCGUGAGGAGCCGGUUCAGGGCUCCGUCCCGGGCGUUCGCGCCUGGGCGCCGGCCGUUGGGGCAGUUGGGCGGCACGAGUAGAGUCGGGAAGCCGGUCCGCGGCGUGCGCUGCGGGCCGCCCCGCGUCGGCGGCGGGGAACGGCUCCGGUCAGGCGGCGCCGCGGAGCCGGGGCGGCGGCGUGUCCCGCCCGAAGGCGGCUCUGGCUGAGGGCGGAGGGGCCGGCGGAGCGCCCGGGGCAGCGGCUGUGGCGGGACGGCGGCGGCGGGGGCCGCUGCCCCCGGAGGAGCCGGCCGAGAUGCUGGCGGAAAACCUGGUGGAGGAGUUUGAGAUGAAGGAGGAAGAGCCGUGGUACGACCACCGGGACCUCCAGCAAGAUCUCCAACUUGCUGCUGAACUUGGGAAGACAUUACUGGAUCGGAACACAGAGUUGGAGGAUUCUCUUCAGCAGAUGUACACAACCAAUCAGGAGCAGUUACAGGAAAUUGAGUAUCUGACCAAGCAGGUGGAGCUCCUACGGCAGAUGAAUGAGCAACAUGCAAAAGUUUAUGAGCAAUUAGAUAUAACAGCACGGGAACUGGAAGAAACCAAUCAAAAGCUAGUUGCGGACAGCAAGGCCUCACAGCAAAAGAUUCUGAGUCUGACUGAAACCAUCGAAUGCCUACAAACCAACAUUGACCACCUCCAGAGCCAAGUGGAGGAGUUGAAGUCAUCUGGCCAAGGAAGAAAGAGCCAGGAGAAGUGUGACCAAGAGAAAUCAGCACCCAGAUUCUCGUGUCUGAAGGAACUCUACGACCUCCGCCAACACUUUGUGUAUGAUCAUGUGUUUGCCGAGAAGAUCACUUCCUUACAAAGUCAGCAAAGCCCCGAUGAGGAAGAAAAUGAGCACUUGAAGAAAACAGUGACGAUGCUGCAGGCCCAGCUGAGCCUGGAGCGGCAGAAGCGGGUGACGAUGGAGGAGGAAUAUGGGCUUGUGCUGAAGGAGAACAGUGAACUGGAACGGCAGCUGGGAGCCACGGAUGCCUACCGCGCUCGGGCGCUGGAGUUGGAGGCCGAGGUGGCCGAGAUGCGGCAGAUGCUGCAGUCGGAGCAUCCUUUCGUGAAUGGCGUCGAGAAGCUGGUGCCGGACUCUCUGUUCACCCCUUUCAGAGAACACAGCCAGAGCCUGCUGGAGGAGCUGUUCCUGCCUUUGCCAGAAGCACACAGAAGGCCCCUUAAGCGCAGCAGCAGUGAGACGGUGCUGAGCAGCUUGGCCGGGGGGGACAUCGUGAGGGGCCACGAGGAGACCUGCAUCCGGAGGGCCAGGGCUGUGAAGCAGAGGGGCGUCUCCCUUCUGCAUGAGGUGGACACUCAGUACAGCGCCCUGAAGGUGAAGUAUGAGGAGUUGCUGAAGAAGUGCCAGCAGGGAGAGGACUCCCUGUCCCACAAGGCUGUGCAGACCCCCAGAGCUCUCGCCAAAGACCUGGUGGGGACCAACGCCCAGCCUGAGCUGGGCCCCAGCGGCUGGGAACCAGCCUCUGUCACCCCAGAGCCCGUCAGUUCCCCCACCACCACAACACCUCCGGAAUACAAGGCGCUUUUUAAAGAGAUCUUUAGUUGCAUCAAGAAAACAAAGCAAGAAAUAGAUGAACAGAGAACAAAAUACCGAUCUCUCUCCUCUCAUUCCUAAUUCAACCUCCAGCUCUACUACUAAUUGGCUCGUUUCCUUUCACCUCUGUCUCCCACUCCGACCGUUGUCUGUAAACCCCAUGGCCACGUGGCUCAUGACGUUUGCCUCGCUGUUUUGCUUACUAAGCAGCCAACAGCAGGGAACGAAGGUGGCUGCUGGUGUCAGUUCUAUAACCCGGUUCCGUUUAAGCUCCUCAGGAAAUCCCGUGACAACCUGGCCUCUGGCUGGCGCACUGAUUUGUGUUGUGAUUCCUUGAAAAGCCCCAGAACCAUUGGAGGGAUAGAUGUGUGUUCCUAGAGAAGUAGGCCUGGAGUCCCUAUAUAUGUAGUAUAUAGAGAGUGUAUAGUAUACUGGGGAAAAGGGCAGAGUUGAAACAAAACUAAGGCGACUCCUACUGCCUCCUCGCUUCUCAAAACUGUGUAGGAGUCAGAUGGCUGCCAACCUGAAAUGGCUUCAUAAACACUGUUGUAUACUGUGAACUCGUUAAGAAGAAUGUCCAGGAGAAAGCAGGGUCUAACCCAAAAUCAAUGGCAUUAAAAAAUACUCCAAGCCUUGAGUUUGGUUACAUCUGCUACCAGUUGAGCUGUGACUGACAAGGAAUCAUAAUAUGUCUAAAUCCAACUGAUACCAAACUGAAAGGCAAGCUCUGGUUUGACCUUUGCUGUUACCAUCUUGCUAGCUUAUGAGCAUAGGCCCUGGAGGGCCCCCACCCCCACCUUCAGAUGUUUUUACUCAAAGCUAUAGUGGUUAGCAUAGGCAAAUAUGUAAAUCAUUCUUAAAGUCAGACUAAAAAAGCAAGAUCAAAUCCCUCACUGUGUUGUCCAAGCUGGCUAAGCUGACAGCUACAGGCUGCCCUUGUUCAGUUCCUGUCGUUCCUAUAAAUGUUUUUGACUUGCUGCAGAAAUUCCCAUUUGCUACUUUAUUAAACAGUAUUGUUCUUUGGGAAUCUACUCAUCCUCUCACUUUGCAUACUUUUAAUUUAAAACUAUUUAAGAGAACUGAAGUUCCACUUACUGUAUAUAUUUUUUCUAAAAACCAAAUAAAACUACCUGUGAAAAUGAACAAA
This is a messenger RNA of Panthera uncia (snow leopard), 2803 nucleotides long. It is a transcript of the gene CDR2, whose product is annotated as cerebellar degeneration related protein 2. Lineage: Eukaryota; Metazoa; Chordata; Mammalia; Carnivora; Felidae. The record is from RefSeq and is a predicted model, not a curated record. Bases 367 to 1737 code for a protein of 456 amino acids. The transcript is spliced from 5 exons.